This is a messenger RNA of Punctularia strigosozonata HHB-11173 SS5, 1977 nucleotides long. It is a transcript of the gene Pslcc2, whose product is annotated as laccase. The record is from RefSeq and is a predicted model, not a curated record. Gene Ontology annotation, molecular function: oxidoreductase activity; copper ion binding. The transcript is spliced from 8 exons. The coding region runs from base 213 to 1802 and encodes 529 amino acids. NCBI's taxonomy places the organism in Eukaryota, Fungi, Basidiomycota, Agaricomycetes, Corticiales, Punctulariaceae.
GCCAAAGUCGUGACGAUUCGGUCGUGCCUGACUGACGUCCCAGUGACUUCUUCUACGGAGACACGGACAAAGAGAUGUCAGGGGGAGGAAGGCAUAUAAGGAGUGCGCGAAAUGCUUGGAGUCCCCAACCCGCUCAGCGACAUCUGUCCAGGGUUUCCUCCUCAUUGUCCGACUUCCAGCCUUUGCUUUAGGGAACGUCGACCUUCUUCGCAAUGGCCCGCUUCCAGUCCCUCGCUGCCUUUGUGGCUUUGUCCAUGGCCGUCGGCGGUCUCGCCGCCAUCGGGCCCUCUGCUACCAUCGACAUAGUCAAUCUCGAGCUUGCUCCUGAUGGCUUUAACCGCUCGACGGUUCUCGCUGGAGGCACUUUCCCCGGCCCUCUCAUCACCGGAAACAAGGGUGAUAACUUUCAGCUGACUGUCAACAACCAGCUCACGGACACCACCAUGUUGAAGACGACCACAAUUCAUUGGCACGGUUUCUUCCAGAAGGGUACCAACUGGGCCGACGGUCCGGCCUUCGUCAACCAGUGCCCGAUCGCGAGCGGCAACUCGUUCUUGUACGACUUCAACGUCCCGGACCAGGCCGGCACCUUCUGGUACCACUCUCACUUGCAAACCCAGUAUUGCGAUGGUCUGCGUGGCGCGUUCGUUGUUUACGAUCCCAACGACCCCAAUGCCGACCUCUACGACGUCGACGACGAGUCCACCGUCAUCACGCUCGCAGACUGGUAUCACGCAGUGGCUCCCACCCUCGUCUUCGGUGUUGCCGACUCUACGUUGAUCAACGGGCUGGGACGUUACGCCGGAGGACCCUCAUCGGAUUUGGCGGUGAUCAGCGUCACUUCUGGGACGCGCUACAGGUUCCGCCUGGUGUCUAUUAGCUGUGACCCCAACUUCACCUUCCAGAUUGAUGGUCACACGUUCACCAUCAUCGAAGUUGACGGUGUCAACCACGAGCCCCUCGAGGUCGACCAACUCCAGAUCUUCGCCGGUCAGCGCUACUCGAUCGUCAUGGCCGCUGACCAGCCCGUCGACAACUACUGGAUCCGCGCCAACCCGAACAUCGGUGCUGCUCAGGGCUUCGCUAACGGCAUCAACUCUGCAAUCUUGCGCUAUGUCGGCGCCGACGCCGUUGAACCCACCACGACUCAGGACACCCCGUCUGCGGCGCUCGUCGAGACGAGCCUCGUGCCCGCCGAGAACCCUGGCGCGCCCAUUCCCGCUGACCAGCGCUGCGUCGACUGCGCAGACGUGAACAUCAACCUCGCGCUCGACUUCAACCUCAACGGCGACCUCCAGUUCAACAUCAACGGUAUCAGCUACGUCUCUCCCACCGUUCCGGUGCUGCUACAAAUCCUGUCCGGUGCCCAGUCCGCCACGGACCUGCUCCCGAGUGGCAGCGUCUACUCUCUCCCGAAGAACAGCACGAUCCAGAUUUCGUUGCCGGCUGGUUCGACUGCCCCUGCUGCGGGCGGCCCGCACCCCUUCCAUUUGCACGGACACACCUUCGACGUCGUGCGGGCGUCGGGCCAGUCUGACUACAACUGGAUCAAUCCGCCCCGCCGUGAUGUCAUCAGCACCGGCCAGACUGGCGACAACGUCACCAUCCGCUUCGUCACUGACAACUACGGUCCUUGGUUCCUCCACUGCCACAUCGACUGGCAUCUCGAGAACGGCUUCGCCGUCGUGUUCGCUGAGGACGCCGGUGAGGUCUCAGCGAACGUCCCGGUCCCCGACGCGUGGAGCAACCUGUGCCCUAUCUACGACGACCUUACUGCCGACGAGCUCGGCGGCGAGGACUAAACCAAGCGAUGCACAAUGCGCUCCCUCCAGGGAACUGCGGACUCUUUUCAAUCUGUAACUUUUAUCGUCAUCGUUUAUACAUACACAUCAGUUCUUUCUAUGGGGCUUGGGGUUUGUUGGAGCUGAAGGGCUUUCUUGCAUUAUCUAUAAUUCUCGCAGUCGUCCACAGUGUUUU